AUGAGCUUACCUUCAGUUAUCCACCACGGAAUUCUCGCUCCGGCGAAAUCGGAUCGAAUCUUUGUUACCAUUCCGGUGAUUCCGCCGGAAUUUCGAGCUCGUGGAUGGACUGAUUCUCGUUUGUCUCUCUUUCUAAAUCCUUCUCUCGUUUCAGCUGCGAAUCGUCGUCUCUCUCAUCUUAAUCCUAUUGCUUGCUCCAGAGAAACUGAUCAGGAAGAUGAUCUUUCUUCUUCUUCAGAGAAGGAAAGCAGAGAUCUUCUACCACACAAAAAUGAUUCGAGUGCAUUAGAUAGUGGAGGCUUGAAAGAAGAGACAAACAAAACAUCAUUCAAGACUGUUGCCUUGUGUGUAGGCACUGCGGUGGCAUUUGGAAUUGGAAUAGGUUUGAAGGAAGGUGUUGGCAAGGCAUCUGAGUUUUUCGCAGGCUAUUUGUUGGAACAAAGCUUGUCAGUGGACAACUUGUUUGUUUUUGUUCUUGUUUUCAAGUACUUCAAAGUGCCGCUUAUGUAUCAGAAUCGGGUACUUACCUACGGUAUAGCUGGUGCAAUUGUCUUCCGCUUCACGCUGAUAUUACUAGGAACAGCCACUCUCCAGAAAUUUGAAGCAGUCAACCUACUGCUUGCUGCAGUUCUUUUAUAUUCGUCAUUCAAGUUAUUUGCAAGUGAAGAAGACGAUACAGAUCUAUCUGACAACUUCAUUGUUAAGACAUGCCAGAGAUUUAUUCCUGUCACAUCAACUUAUGAUGGAAAUCGAUUUUUCACAACGCAUGAAGGCAUUUGGAAAGCCACACCAUUGCUACUCACAGUAGCAGUGAUCGAGCUCAGUGACAUAGCAUUUGCUGUUGACUCGAUACCAGCUGUUUUCGGCGUCACGAGGGACCCUUUUAUUGUCUUGACAUCUAAUCUCUUUGCAAUCUUAGGACUAAGGUCUCUCUAUACACUGAUUUCUGAAGGAAUGGGCGAGCUGGAAUACUUACAGCCAUCAAUUGCUGUUGUUCUUGGCUUCAUCGGAGUCAAGAUGAUCCUCGAUUUCUUUGGCUUCCAUGUAUCGACCGAGGCGUCACUUGGUGUCGUGGCGCUUUCUCUCAGCACCGGAGUACUGUUGAGCCUAGCAAACAAUUACGACGACAGCUAA
Molecule: messenger RNA, 1134 nt
Organism: Arabis nemorensis
Lineage: Eukaryota; Viridiplantae; Streptophyta; Magnoliopsida; Brassicales; Brassicaceae
Source: the annotation of a GenBank genome assembly